UAUCAUCAAUUCAUCGAUCAUCUUCCUUCUUAUCUAUCCUACUUUUGCAGUUUGCUCAACCCUCUCCGCUCGAGGGUUUCUCCCCUUUUUUUUUUUGUAUUUUAUUUUUCUUUAAUUUUAUUUUCCUUAUCUAUCAAUUAGUUAGGUUAUUUAUUCUCUUGUCUACUGGUUACUGCAACCCUAAUCUCAAUAGUCAAAGCUUUUCGUUCCCAUCAUCAACACAAUCGCCCUUAAAGUUGAAGAUGGAGCAACACCAACAGCAACAGAGGUUAAAGCAACAUGCGAUGAUGCAACAAUCACUCUAUCAUCACCCCGCUCUCUAUACACACCCUCAGAUAGAACCUAUCUUGAGUGGAAAUCUGCCUCCUGGCUUUGAUUCAAGUACAUGCCGCAGUGUUUAUGUGGGCAACAUUCAUCCUCAAGUUACAGAGGCCCUUCUUCAAGAGCUUUUUUCAAAUGCGGGCCCUCUUGAAGGAUGCAAGCUCAUUAAGAAAGAGAAGUCAUCCUAUGGCUUUGUGGACUACUUUGAUCGCAGUUCAGCUGCUUUUGCUAUUGGAACUCUCAAUGGGAGGAACAUUUUUGGGCAGCCUAUUAAAGUUAACUGGGCUUAUGCUAGCAGCCAGAAAGAGGAUACAUCAGGUCACUUCAAUAUUUUUGUUGGUGAUCUGAGCCCUGAGGUUACUGAUGCUACACUGUUUGCUUGCUUCUCUAUAUAUUCUAGUUGUUCAGAUGCAAAGGUCAUGUGGGAUCCAAAGACCGGCCGUUCCAGGGGAUUUGGUUUCGUUUCCUUUCGAAAUCAGCAGGAUGCCCAAGGUGCCAUAAAUGAUCUAACUGGAAAGUGGCUUGGAAAUAGACAGAUUCGUUGUAACUGGGCCAUGAAAGGGGGUAAUGCCAAUGAUGACAAGCAGAGUUCGGAUUCCAAAACUGUUGUGGAGUUAACAAAUGGAACAUUUGAAGAAGGCCAAGAAAUGACUAAUGAUGACUCUCGAGAGAAGAAUCCUCAAUAUACUACUGUUUAUGUUGGCAAUCUUGCUCCAGAGGUUAAUUCUGGUGAUCUUCAUCGUCAAUUUCUUGCCCUGGGCGCUGGAACUAUUAUAGAUGUUAGGGUGCAACGAGACAAAGGUUUUGGUUUUGUGAGAUUUAGUACACAUGCGGAAGCAGCUUUUGCCAUUCAGAUGGGUAAUGCUCAGGUUCUGUUUGGCAAACCCAUGAAGUGUUCAUGGGGUAGUAAGCCUACCCCACCGGGAACAGCCUCUACUCCCCUUGCACCACCAACUGCUGCACAGGUGCCAGGCUUUUCACCCACUACACUAGCAGCAUAUGAACGCCAAAUGGCCUUGAGCAAAAUGGGGGGUGCUCAUGCUUUCAUGCAUCAGCAGGGUCAGCAUUCUGCUCCUGGGGCUGGUUAUGGUGCAGGAUUCCAGAAUGUUGCGUCUAACCAGCAUCUAAUGUACUAUCAGUAAAAUAGAUAGUUGGGACCCCUUUAUGUUAAAAGAAGUGAAGGUUGAAGUCUUUUGAACCUCUGCCAUACCCUUACUCAUCUCUAAAACACCACCCGUGCACUCUACAUUUUUACUGUUGUGUUGUAGUUUUUUAAGCUUGUCCAUUUAUCAUGUUUUAUAAGGAAUUUUUUUGAGUACAUAAUUUGUCUCUUAUGCAUUAGGUAAUUUCCAAAGCUUAGGGGGAUGAACCAAUUUAACCAGUUAUGUGUCCGGUUCAUUUGACCCUUAAAACCAACUGUUUAAAAAUUGAGC
Molecule: messenger RNA, 1754 nt
Organism: Gastrolobium bilobum
Lineage: Eukaryota; Viridiplantae; Streptophyta; Magnoliopsida; Fabales; Fabaceae
Product: oligouridylate-binding protein 1-like
Exons: 12
Coding region: 243-1463 (406 amino acids)
Molecular function (GO): mRNA binding
Source: RefSeq, a predicted model, not a curated record